This is a messenger RNA of Meleagris gallopavo (turkey), 4902 nucleotides long. RefSeq names its product glutamyl-tRNA amidotransferase subunit B (gene GATB). Lineage: Eukaryota; Metazoa; Chordata; Aves; Galliformes; Phasianidae. Gene Ontology annotation, molecular function: glutaminyl-tRNA synthase (glutamine-hydrolyzing) activity. Gene Ontology annotation, biological process: mitochondrial translation; glutaminyl-tRNAGln biosynthesis via transamidation. Gene Ontology annotation, cellular component: mitochondrion; glutamyl-tRNA(Gln) amidotransferase complex. The record is from RefSeq and is a predicted model, not a curated record.
UCUCAGCGUUUUGCAAAGCAAAAUGGCGGCGCGUGGCUGCGGUGGGGUUUGGUGCAGGGUAUUGCAGCGUGGCCCCGGGGGGUCUUGCUCUGCUUCCCGCCCUCGGCGGGCCGUCGCCUGCAACGCCAGAGGUGGGGCGGUGCCGUUGGGGCAGAGCGGUCUUGCUCCAUGGGCAGCAGUUGUGGGUCUGGAAAUUCAUGCGCAGAUCACUUCCAACUCAAAACUUUUCUCUGGCUCCCAAGUCCAGUUUGCAGCACCUCCUAAUUCUUUGGUAUCGUUCUUUGAUGCUUCUUUACCAGGAACUUUGCCAGUUCUCAACAGGAGAUGUGUAGAAGCAACCGUGAUGACAGGCCUGGCACUCAACUGCACCAUAAACAAGAAAUCCUUGUUUGACAGAAAACACUAUUUUUAUGCAGAUCUGCCUGCUGGCUAUCAAAUCACUCAGCAAAGAGUUCCUAUUGCGGUGAAUGGGAGUCUGUCAUACAGUCUCUGCAAAGAUAACAAAAUGAGCCAGAUGGUGACCAAAACUGUGAGGAUUAAACAAAUUCAGUUGGAGCAAGACAGUGGAAAAAGUCUCCAUGAUGAUGCAAGGAGCCAGACUCUCAUUGACUUGAACAGGGCUGGAGUCGGCCUCAUGGAGGUUGUCAUGGAGCCUGAUAUGUGCUGUGGGGAAGAAGCAGCUGCAGCAGUCAGAGAGCUUCAGCUUAUUCUUCAGACACUUGGGAGCAGCCAGGCAAUCAUGGCAGAGGGUCAGCUGAGAGUGGAUGCCAAUAUUUCUGUGCAUCACCCUGGAGAGCCUUACGGAGUAAGAACUGAAGUGAAGAAUAUCAAUAGCAUAAGAUUCCUGGCAAAAGCAGUAGACUAUGAAAUACAGAGGCAAAUUAAAGAACUUGAAAAUGGAGGAACAGUUCUGAAUGAAACAAGAGCAUUUGAUUCUAAGCUUGGGUGCACUGUACCAAUGAGAGAUAAAGAGGGAAAGCAAGAUUAUCGGUUUAUGCCAGAGCCAAAUCUUCCCCCACUGAUUCUAUACGAUGCUAAAUCUUUGCCAGCUAAUGUGAACCAUCAGCAAGUGGUAAAUAUCGAUUGGAUUCAUGAGAGACUUCCUGACCUUCCCAGUGUGAAGAGAGCAAAGCUUGUUGAACUGUAUGGGAUUCUUCCUGAACACAGCUUCACCUUAGUGAAUGAAGAUGGAUUAAUGGACUUCUUUGAAGAUGUGGUAAAACAGACUCAGAUGAAGCCAAAGAAAGUGAUCGGCUGGAUUCUGAGUGACCUACUCAGUCACUUAAAACAACAUUCCCUUACAGCAAAGGAAAGCCCCAUCAGUUCUUUUCUCCUAGCUGACCUUCUGAACCUUCUAGAAAAUGGAGACAUUUCUUCUUCAGCAGCAAAGCAGGUGUUUGAGGAAUUGUGGAAGGGAGAAGGGAAGACUCCUCUUGAAAUCGUUAAAGAAAAGCAGCUUGAACUGAUACAGGAUCAAGAAGAGCUUGAACAGAUCUGCCAGGCGGUGAUUGAUGAACGAGAAAAGGAGGUUAUGGCGAUAAAAGGAGGAAAUGAAAAAGUUAUCAAUAAAUUAAUUGGACUGGUUCGGAAAGCUACACGAGGCCGAGCCAACCCUCUUCUGGUGAAGCAAAUACUAGAGAAGAAGCUGUCAGAGUAGCCAUAAGAGAAACUCGUCCAGCUGUCUACAGAAGACGUGCUUCGUUCUGUCUGGUUUGCUGCUAAUGAACUUUGGUGCCUCCUUGUCUGUCAGGAUUGUUUUUCCCAGAUUGGUUAUGCUUCAAGGAGCAUCAUGUUCUUGCCUUUCCCAGCUGCAUCAGCCAAAGGUGGAUGAGCAAAGGACCACCUUAACAGAAGCUGGCAGUCAUUUUACAUUUCCUUCACUUCAGUGCAGCAUUCUGAAGUGUCAUAGCCGAACAAGUUCCCAGGAAAAUCUGUGAGUAUACAGAGCUAAGUUGCAUUGGUUAGUUUCUUAAUAAAGCAAGUGUGAAUUUAGCUCUUACAGCUUCCUCUUUGUCAGAAGGGAAAUUCACAGAUCUGGAAUGCAGCAGUCCAGUGGUAUAUACUAAAACUCAUUGUUAAUUAGAGUGAGUACAGUUGUAGCUAAGAUCAAAACACCUAGCAGUAAUUAAGAACAGCCACAUGUACCUCCGUGUCUAGCAGAAGGGAGAAAAAAACGCUAGUCCUCAUUCUCGGUGUCUGAGGUAGGGGAAGGGACAAAAGCAAUAGAUGUAAAUGCCAGCAGUAGACAUUAAGUGGCUGCGUAUAAUUAAUGUCAGAUUCUUUGCUUGCCUUUUCUCUGUAUGUGUCCAAACAUCUGCUUUGGCUACUCAGUGCUGUUUCAGUCCUGAACAAUUCAUAACUUAGGUUUACCUGAGCCUAGGGCUUUCUGCUGUCACUUGGAACCAUAUCCACUCAGUGGAAGUUAUUCAGAUAGCUUAUUGAGAACUGAGCAGGAUUCAGCCUGGAUCCAGGAUGUGCUCCACUUGUUACUCCUAAGGAGGUUUUUACGCCUUGUUCUGGUUUAUAACUUCCAUUUUGCAACCCAUAGCUUUAAGCGCUCUCUGAAAUCAAAGCUCCUGGAGUUAAGUUCCCAGUCCCACCUCACCAGCAUGUUUAAAUCCUUCAGCUGAUCAAACUAUUAACAGGAGUCCCAACUGGAGGCAUCCAUUCAAAUUUAGAACUAGUAGGAAAAGAAAUCCCAUUUACCAGCAGGAGUUUCUUAAAUCUCCUUUGCAGGCUGCUAAAUGAUACGUUUUAAAGACCACUUUUAUGUCAGGCCUCAGUGUUGCUUCUUCAGAAUGGUUCGUGAGGAUGUGCCUGCCUGGCGCACGCUGCCAAAAGAGUGCAGCAGGUUCAGCUCUGGGAUUUUUGUCAUCUUCUGCAGAAGUGACAUUUGCAGCACCUAGUUCAGGCUAGGUUAAUGGCAGUUAAUUCUUACAAGUGCUAACAUGUCUCAAAGAGGAUAUUUCUCUACAAACUGGCUCAUAGUUCAACUUGGAACUCUAAAUUAGAAGACAAGCAAAACGAUGCUUUUCAAACACAUGUAAUGGAUAAAUGUAUAUCCACAAUUCAAUAAAAUAACUAUACAGUUAAAGUGAUGAGGCUGUCAAAAAGAAGUAACAUACUUGCGAUCCAAAUUCCUGACCCUUAAAACAGCACAAAGCCAGAGUGUUCUUGUAGCCUGACAUUUGCACAAAAACUUUUACUGUCAGUUUCCAUAGAUAGAGAAAAUAGUGUUUUUUCCUCAUACCCAGUGGUGUAAGUUUUCAGUCAAUAGAAGGUUGACUGUAUAGUCAAUAGACUAUACAGCAAACUUUAAAUUUUAGAUCUGGAAUUCUGUUCAACUGCUGCCAUGGCAGGAAGAAACCAGAAGGCACAGGAGGUUCUGCAUGAAACCUCAAAUCCUAAUUUAGAGGUACUCCUGGGUUUAGAAAUAUACAGUUGUUUCCAGAAGGUGGUCCUCCAAGGUUAAUGCUUUCUGUUGCACAGCUUGAUGCUGCUGUGCCAAGCUUAUCCAUUAGAACAGUGGCUGCCCCUUCAAAAAUAAAUAAAUAGAUAAAGGAAAAUCCCAACGUGGUAUUUGGAACAGUAAUAAUUAAGCUGUCUGUAAGAGAGGGAAGGAUCUCCCCUAGUGUAGCAUGGCCAGUACUAGUAUAUGUCUUUCUUCAAUGGCUACUGCUUCUUAGCCACUCCUUACCUAAAUAAAUACACUUUGCUAAUAUAGUACAAAAUCUGUUAAAAAUCAUGAGCCAAGUUCUAUACGAGUAUAGCAUUGGAUUUACUAUAAAUCUCAAUCUGUUUUCAAAUGGAUAACAUGGAAGAUAAAUCAUUGUAAUAUUCUUCUCCUUCAAGGGAAGGUAAAGAUCAGCCAUUGUCUAUAAAUUUUGAACUAUAUUAAAAACCAGUCACUUGUUGAAUUUUGAAGCAAGUCUUUUGCAGACGCACAAAAUGUAAAUUUCUUUCUGAUGCAAAAUAGUGUUUUGAGUCAAAGGAGUUGAAGAUGGUUAAUCUUUUUAACAUUUGUGGAGGUACCGGCUAUGGAGGUAAAAGUGGUUUUGGUUGAUGGCAAUAGAAUGUAGAGAUGAGAAAGGGCAGCGUGGCUGGUUUGCUUGAUUCUGACUCUCACAGCAUCAGCCCUGUUACACAACCCCGACUGAAUGAAUACAAUCAAGACAUGAGCCUUCGCUGCUGGCCAAGGGCCUGAAACACCAGCCCAGAUACCACAGCCACCACCGUUCUGUGUCCUACAUGGAGCUUAAGGUAAAUCCUAAACAAACACUCCACAAAUAAAUGCUAUACAACAGCCUUGGCUUAGCUUCGUGUAGCAGUAAUCUGCAGAACAUGUUAAAAGACAGAAGCAGCUUCUUAGAAUUUAGUAUCUGCUACUGUAAAGACAAAUAUCAAAAAACCACCGACCCCCAAAACCACAGAACAGGUGGGUCCAGCAAGAUCAGAUGGGGCGUCUGACCACAAACCAUUCAGUAUCAGAAGAUUUUGCUGACCCACAGGUUGCUUUAGCAUGCUUGUAGCUUGGAACUUGAGAAUUAAGAUGGAGACUUUGACCCUAGCUGGUAAAUCUUAUUUAGUUACAGCAGUUCUCCCCUAGCUUCUGACUGGAGAUGCCAUCUGUGCAAUAGCCAUCAGGCAGGGUGAAUUAAGGACAGUUUUGUGCAGAUUUUCAGCAGUAGCCGUUCACAACCAGAGGGCCAAGGAAAGCGCUCACAAAUUAAUAGCUGACACCAGACACUGCCAUGACAAUCUCAUCGCAUCGUUGAUGGAAGUCCUUUGGGAGGUCACCCCUGAGGCAGAGAGAUGAUACUUGCUGUCCUGUACAGCUGAGGUAUCCCUUACCCAAGGUUGCAGAAGAGGACGAGAAAGUUGACAAAAAAGAUGCUGGCAAUA